AUGCUGCUGACUCGCAGAGGCUUAGCCGUACAAGAGGAGUCCAAAUUAAAGCUAGCAUUAGAGGAAUUGCAGUCUACGAAGGAACUCUGUGCUCAACUUACUUUGGAAAGAGAGGAAAAUGAGAAGGAGUUUUUAGAGAUACUAGACAGUAAAAAGACACUCAAAUCCGAAUUAUCUUUAUUAGUUCAAGAAAAUACUCAAUAG
This is a messenger RNA of Leptosia nina, 204 nucleotides long. The record is from the annotation of a GenBank genome assembly. NCBI's taxonomy places the organism in Eukaryota, Metazoa, Arthropoda, Insecta, Lepidoptera, Pieridae.